AUGAGCAUCCAUGGAGGAAGUGAAUCUGUCUUGGACACAACAACUAAAGCAGCUGCAGAACCACAAAUUGCUACAGCAUCACGAUCAAAUUCAGUAACAACUGCAACACCAGAAAAACCAGCAACAUCUGAACCAGCUCAAGCAACAAGACCAAUAACAGCAGCAGCACAAGCAACAGAAGCAGAAAUGGUGUCAACAAUUGUAGCAGUUCCACUACAGUCGCUGGCAGAAAAGGGGAAGGAAACCACAGGCAUCAGCAAUUACAGGGCAAAACCAACCGAUACUACAACAACAGAUCCAACACCAACAGAAAUAGUGCCAAUAAAAGAAUCAAAGCACUCGGUACCUGAUCCCUCCAUUCUGAAACCUACGUGUAGGGGCAGAAAUGCCCCAGACGGUGCUGAGGUGAUUGGCAGAUGGGAGAAGACCCAUGCUCAUCAACCACCAUUAGUGGGCGAGGAAGGGACAUCUGAGGUGUCCAUGACAGCCGAUCCAGAGGCCAGGGCGGCAGAGGGAGCCGCCGAUCCACCUGGGGGCGGGGAGGGCUGGUGGCAGGUCCAUGGGGAGGUAGCAACGGGGGGCAGUGGCGGCGACUCAAGGACCAGGUCUGUACCUGACGGAGGUAGCGGAGGAGGGGGCGGCAGCAGGAUUCGCACGGGGGCACGCGAGUGGAGCUGGUUAUGA
Messenger RNA from Schistocerca serialis cubense, 684 nucleotides. RefSeq lists its product as uncharacterized. The record is from RefSeq and is a predicted model, not a curated record. The transcript has 2 exons. NCBI's taxonomy places the organism in Eukaryota, Metazoa, Arthropoda, Insecta, Orthoptera, Acrididae. The coding region runs from base 1 to 684 and encodes 227 amino acids.